Molecule: messenger RNA, 625 nt
Organism: Cyclopterus lumpus (lumpfish)
Lineage: Eukaryota; Metazoa; Chordata; Actinopteri; Perciformes; Cyclopteridae
Product: spexin-like
Exons: 6
Coding region: 206-505 (99 amino acids)
Molecular function (GO): neuropeptide hormone activity
Source: RefSeq, a predicted model, not a curated record
UUAACGAGCUCCGACAGUUUCAUCAACACCCUCUCGUCAAAGGAAAUAUGACGUGAGACGCAAUUGAGGCACUAAUUGGCCUCAUCAGUGACGCGUUUAAUGAGGGCAUUUGAUGAGUCGUUUCUAUAAUGGAGCAGUGACAGAGGAAAUCAUAGCUUAUUUAGCCUGCAGGAGAGCAGUACACAUACCAUUAACGAGUUGAACAAUGUCUCUAAUAGUCACGUUUCUUGUGGUGACCUUGGUCGCUCAGUGUUGGGGAGAACCACAGCGGAGGAACUGGACUCCUCAGGCCAUCUUAUACCUAAAAGGAGCACAAGGACACCGUUCAGUGUUGCGGCGCACCAGCAGAGAGGAAGGGGACACUUUCCAUAGAGGGACUCACAACCAGAGCAGUGAUGGAAAUGAACUGUCGUUGUCAUCCAUUCUUCUGGAGCUCCUGCAGCGAGCUGCUGAAGGAGGUGGAGGCAAUCCAAAUAAUUCCCAGGAUGAACCAGAGCUGAUUUAAAAAUGUGUGAAGAUAUUUCUUAUCUCAUUCUCAUAUUCAUUGUAUUUUCUUAAACGUGUUACUUGUCCCUGUUCCGAGUUUACAAACGUGUUAAAUAAAUACAAUUCCCUUGCCUCGUCA